Messenger RNA from Cordyceps fumosorosea ARSEF 2679, 1590 nucleotides. RefSeq names its product Amino acid/polyamine transporter I. Gene Ontology annotation, molecular function: amino acid transmembrane transporter activity. Lineage: Eukaryota; Fungi; Ascomycota; Sordariomycetes; Hypocreales; Cordycipitaceae. Gene Ontology annotation, biological process: amino acid transmembrane transport. Bases 1 to 1590 code for a protein of 529 amino acids. The record is from RefSeq and is a predicted model, not a curated record. Gene Ontology annotation, cellular component: membrane. The transcript has a single exon.
AUGGCUCUAGGUCUUUCGGGCAACUCUGCCUCCUCUUCGGAGCCCUCCCCGCGUGGGAGCAACGAGAAGAAGCAACCUCAGGGCAACGAAAAGUCCGUCUUCGUCGAUGGCGCUGCCGAUAUCGAGACCGGGUCAACCGGUGAAGCCCUGAGCCGCGACCUUCAUGGGCGCCAUCUUCAGUUCAUCGCUAUCGGUGCUGCUCUGGGAACUGGCCUAUUCAUUGGUAUUGGCUCGGCCUUGGCCAUUGCUGGCCCUGGCUCGCUGCUCAUCGCGUUCCUUUUCGUCGGCCUCAUUGUCUACUCUGUCAUGGUAGCUCUCGGUGAAAUCGCCUCGUACCUGCCUGUCGCUGGUAGCUUUACCGUGUAUGCCGGACGUUUUGUUGAUCCCACCCUCGGCUUCUCCAUGGGCUGGAUUUACUGGUUCAGCUGGGUCAUCACUUUCGGUUUAGAGUUGACUGCUGCUGGUCUCAUUAUCCAGUACUGGAAUUCAACCCUCAGCAUCGGCAUUUGGAUUGCUGUCUUUGGCGUAAUCUUCACGCUCGCCAACUUCUUGCCCAUCCGUUGGUUUGGAGAGGUUGAAAUGUAUCUCUCAAGUAUCAAAGUUGUCACCGUGGUGGGCUUUGUCAUUUUUGCAAUUUGCGUCAAUGCUGGAACUGGACGCGAAGGCUAUAUCGGCUUCAAAUACUGGCGCGAACCCGGCGCCUUCAAUGAAGCCUUUGCUAGCGGCGACACCGGCCGGUUUGUCGCUUUCUGGGCGACACUUAUUACCGCAGGCUUCAGCUUCCAGGGAACAGAGCUGGUUGCUGUCGGCGCGGGUGAGACAGCGAACCCACGCAAGACGAUCCCUUCGGCAAUUCGUUGGACGUACUGGGGUAUCUUCAGUCUUUUCAUCGCCACCGUGUUCUUUGUCGGUAUCAACGUCCCAUACACUGAUGAUAGGCUCAACAGUGACGCACAUGACGCCAGUGCGUCGCCGCUGGUCCUAGUUGCGAUUCGAGCUGGUGUGUCGGUCGUGCCCGACAUCAUCAACGCUGUCCUGCUCACCGCCGUACUAUCUGCCGCCAACUCAGACCUGUACUCGAGCAGUCGUAUUCUCAUCGGUCUUGCCGAAGAUGGCCAUGCGCCUCGAAUCUUCAAGCGAACCAACAGAUUCGGAACCCCGUAUUACUCAGUCGGAUUCUGCUGCAUGUUCGGCUGCCUUGGAUUCCUCAAUCUUAGCUCAAGUGGCAAGGAAGUCUUCGACUGGCUGCUCAGCAUCACCUCGGUUGCGGGCUUCAUUACCUGGUCGCUGAUCAACUACUGCCACAUCCGAUUUAUGAAGGCGCUCAAGGCGCAGAACGUCGACCGCAGCACGCUGCCAUAUGUCGCGCCAUUCCAGCCCUACCUCUCGUGGUUCGGCCUUUUCUUCAAUAUUCUGAUCAUUCUGACUAGUGGUUUCACCGUGUUCAUUAAGUGGAAUACGAGCAACUUCUUUGCUGCAUACGUCAGUGUGCUCAUCUUUGUGGUGUUUUAUGUUGUUCACAAGGCGGUUUAUCGCACCAAGGUUGUACCGUUGACAGAGGUUGAUUUGGUCAAGGGCCGAUCCCAGUAA